Messenger RNA from Xyrichtys novacula (pearly razorfish), 2388 nucleotides. The record is from the annotation of a GenBank genome assembly. NCBI's taxonomy places the organism in Eukaryota, Metazoa, Chordata, Actinopteri, Labriformes, Labridae.
CUUCUUUUUGCGUCUCAUCCAAUGAUUCGUCAUGAACCAGAUGAGGAAGAAGAUGUCUGUUUAUAACCUACUGAAACAACCUUUCUUGUGGAGACUGACCGCUUCAAACCAAAGACCGGGUAUCAUAUCUGCGAUUAAUCCAACAAGGAUGGCCUGCACAGGUGAGUCUUUUGUCAUUUCACUCACAAAAGGUCUUUUUUGAAUGAACUCCCGGCUGUCUUUAUGUUUGAAUGGCAUCCUAUUCGCUAACUUAAACUUCACUUUCAGCACAUGCUAAAUAGUUAGCUAUCACAUAUUGAGUUGACCAUUAAAAAUUCCGGUAAUCGAAGCAAUAUCACUAGUUUAUUUAUUUGUUUGUUUGUUUGGAACCCCAUUAGCUUCCACAAAGUGGUUUCUAGUCUUCCUGGGGUCCAGAAACUUAAAAUUACAAUACAUUACAUUUUAACAAUUAAUUAAUAAUAAACAAUUACAGAUUCAAUUCGUGACUGAAAUUGUUGAUCAAAGCUGACCACCCCAGUGGUUCAGUAAGAAAAAAAAACUUUAAACUUAAUGUAUUCACCUGUCUCUAAACUUAAUUAUGCAGUCUGUAUUUAUUAAAACGUAGAAUGACUUAGCAGAUAGGUGAGACGGAAGUUACCUGCAUCCUACGGGAAUACCUGCUGGUUGACUGAGCAACGAUUACCAAACCAUUUAUCAUAUUUUUAGGCCUUAACAGAAAGGUGGAGUGUUUGCAUAACCUGUUAAACCAGAGACAAGUGGGUACAUCCUAUCUGUCCUCCUAUCUGCACAUACUAACCUUAACACACAACCACUACAUGAGUGCCAGAGACAUUUACUAGUUAGUCAUAGUGGUAACACUUUACUUGAUGCCUGACUCUAUAACGCAUUAUAAAUAUAUGUAUAAUGCAUUACAAUCACGUUAUAGCACUGUAUAAGUAUAGUUAUAAACACUCAUUAAUGAUCAUAAUGCUUUUUAGCAAUAAUCAUAACAAAUUAUAAAGCACUUUAUCAUGACUUGUUUACAAGGUCAGGUAUUAUAAUGUGUUAUGCUUAUUGUCAUAAAGCCUUAUGAUAAUUAAUAAGUGUUUAUAAUGUUGGUUAUAUGGGUUUAUAAGCAAAUUAUAACACAUCAUAAAUAUAUGUAUAAUGCAUUAUCUAUGUAGGCAUUGUCAGUGAGUUGUUUACAGUUAUAACAUAUUAUAAUACCUGACCUUGUAAGUCAUGAUAGAAUGCUUUAUAAUGUGUUAUAAUUAUUGCUAUAAAGCAUUGUGGUCGUUAAUGAGUGUUUAUAACUAUACUUAUACAGUGCUAUAUUGUGAUUAUAACGCAAUAUACAUAUAUUUAUAAUGGGGUAUAGAGAUAGGCAUCAAGUAAAGUGUUACCGUGAUAGUUAUAACAAUAGGAUUUUCUGGAUUUGCACAGUUUCUAAUAUGUUCUUUUUCAGAUUCAGGUAAUUCAGAAAUCUCCCAUGAGGAUCUGAAAGCACUCCUGGAAAAGAACAAGAAUCUCCUUCUUGUGGAUGUCCGCACCAAGGAAGAAGUAGAUAAAGGGCGUAUUCCAGGGUCAAUCCACAUUCAUGGUAUUCUUAAUUCAUUAAAAAGAAAAAAAAUAGAUUAACUUUUACUCAAUUAAGGCUUUUUUCUGUUAUCAUUUAUCACAAAUUCAGACCAAAGCUUUUCUGCAUGUGUGUCUGUGUAUACUGUACAAUCAUCAAGGAGCUGUGGUAUGUGUGUAUAGCAUCGGAUGCUUGGUGCUCAUGAAUCUAACAAAGUUUACUUUCUGCCUUAUCAAGUUGAUUCAGUAGAGGCCGCAUUUUCAAUGGAACCAGAAGAAUUCAAGGCCAAGUAUGGAGUCACAAAGCCAUCAUUAGAUGUCCCCGAGCUGGUGUUUCACUGCCAGAUGGGAAUGCGAGGGGGAAGAGCUACAAGCAAAGCACAGGAACUUGGAUACGUAAAGUAAAUAAUGUUGUUUUUUUACUGAACAUAACACACGCAAUGAGCCCAUUUUCUUUCAUUUUCAGACAUUCCAGGCCUACAGCAUUACAACCCUCCCUGUUUUGAAUGUCUCCAUGAUGUACAUACAAUAAAAAAAAGUUGAAAACUUGACAUUUUAUUAGAUUUUUAUUUACUGUAUCUGUAUUCUAAAAUGUUUUCCUCUGUCUUCUAUUGCAGUGCUCAAAACUACAAAGGAGGAUACGCAGAGUGGUCUUCAAAAGAGGGAAAAUAAUUCUGAUUUAUUUAUUUUGAUAUAAAUAACAGUGUAAAAGCUAGACAGGAGAAAUAGAGACACAAUUAUCGUGUUUUAAAUUCCAUGUUUUGAUAUUGUUUUGUUUCCAGUGGCUGUAUUACUAUUAAAAAAUCUGAAAAUAAAGAAAACUAUACUAUAUCA